Diachasmimorpha longicaudata is the source of this 810-nucleotide messenger RNA. RefSeq lists its product as uncharacterized. NCBI's taxonomy places the organism in Eukaryota, Metazoa, Arthropoda, Insecta, Hymenoptera, Braconidae. The transcript has 3 exons. The record is from RefSeq and is a predicted model, not a curated record. The coding region runs from base 1 to 810 and encodes 269 amino acids.
AUGCGGUUCAACGUUCGAGAGGCCGACUGGGAAAAGUUCGAGGCGACCCUUGAUAAGGAGGCCCUUGAGAGACUUGCGGACCAUCCGCUGAAUCUUCCAGCGGAUGUUGAGAGAAUGGCAGAAAUACUGGGUGACGUACUCACGAAAGCCUGCGAAGAUUCGAUACCGCGCAGGAAACAUUACCGUCGCGCGAAUCCGUGGGGGACCGUGGAGCUGACCAGCAAACGCAAGUUGCUGGAGAGGGUACAUUAUCACGAAAGCAACGCGAAUCCCUGGGGCUUUCACUACAAAUACGCGGCGGAUACAUUGCCAGUAGGCACGGUACCCAGCACAUUUAGAACUGCGAAUGGCGCGACACUCACAGUGCGUCAGACUACUAAGGUACGGUUAGACACACACGUACCCGACGAUGACCCCAACGAAGACACACCGGAACAUACAGACAUUCGCGAACGCGGGAGGAACCUAAGGGUUCAGACAGAGGACGCACCAGACGUGGCGGACAACCAACUUAACGGUUUCGUAAAGACCCUUACGAAAGACAAAGCCCCCGGAUGCGAUUUAAUAGAAGUUAGGGUCCUGAAAGCCGACGUGAUGACGAUGCCCAAUAUCUUCACCAGACUUUUCAACGCCUGCCUUACGCACGGCGUUUUCCCCAUCGUUUGGAAAAUCGGCACAAUCCGUGCACUCCUCAAAGCAUUUCACAAGGAUGUCCUUCACAGGAUCCUGGCGGUGAAAGUCCUUACCGAGGAGAAGAUAUCAGGACGUCUUUAUGGCCUUCUGCCUGAACGCUCCACGAAAGACGAGUAG